Molecule: messenger RNA, 1818 nt
Organism: Vicia faba (fava bean)
Lineage: Eukaryota; Viridiplantae; Streptophyta; Magnoliopsida; Fabales; Fabaceae
Source: the annotation of a GenBank genome assembly
AUGGCAACCUGUUCAACUAUGAUGUUGGUCAUAGUGAUUUGCAGCACAGUUAUAUGGCAAGUUAAUGGUUGUAGUGGAAGGGAUUCCAGAUGCGGACGUGACGGCCCGCGGAUCCGAUUUCCCUUCCGACUUAAAGACAAUGAGACAGAAAAUGGGUGCAGUUAUAGAGGCUUUGAUCUUACUUGUUCAGACACACACAAAACACAAAUUGAGCUUUCUUCACAUUCUGGUCCAGUUAUUCUCCAAGUCAUAAGCAUAGAUUAUCCCCGGCAAUCUCUAACCUUAUCUGACCCAGAAAAUUGCAUUCCAGGACAGUUUUUAAAGCUCUUUCAAUAUCAAACCUCUCAUUUCCAAUCACAAACUUCUCCCUUUCAAUUAGUGGAGUUUUACAAUUUUACUUAUAACUUCACUUUCCUCCACUGUAGCUCAAUACCCUGCCCGGUUCAAGUUGUUGAGUCUUCAAAAACUCUCCUUGAUUCGGGUCUGGAUCCGAUACUCUGGACCAAGACUUUAGAUGUUAUUUCUUCACCCGUCUACCCGCCAAUAGAUAUGGAAUAUCAGAAUUACUUGCAACUGACAUGGUCAAAACCCAACUGUAGUAAGUGUGAAAUACAAGGUAAGAUGUGUAAACUGAAAAACAACGGAACAGAAGAUGAGACUGAAUGUUUUGACCGUCAUCACAAACCUACUAAGAAAAUAAUUCUAUAUGUUACAGUUCCGUUCGUUGGUUUGAUUCUGGUGACAUUGAUUCUCACAGCAUGUUUACGUGUGUAUAGCUAUUUUAAAAUGAAAAGUGAGGACGAGACUAGAAUUGAAAAAUUCUUAGAGGAAUACAAGGCGCUCAAUCCUGAUAGAUUCUCGUAUGCGGAUAUAAAGAGAGUUACGAAUAAUUUUAGAGAGAAGUUGGGUGAAGGAGCUCAUGGAGCAGUUUUCAAAGGUAAACUAUCAAAUGAAAUUCUCGUGGCUGUGAAGAUGCUUAAUAACACAGAGAGUGAUGGAAAAGAAUUCAUUAAUGAAGUGAAAGCUAUGGGAAAAGUUCAUCACAUUAAUGUGGUUCGCUUGCUUGGAUUUUGUGCUGAUGGAUGCUAUCGUGCUCUUGUUUACAAUUUCUUUUCUAACGGUUCGUUACAAAAAUUUAUAACUCGACCGGAUGAUAAGGACCAUUUUCUUGGUUGGGAGAAACUACAUCAAAUUGCUAUUGGCAUAGCCAAGGGUAUUGAGUAUCUUCAUAUGAGUUGUGAUCAACAAAUUCUUCACUUUGAUAUUAAUCCGCACAAUGUGUUAUUGGACGACAAGUUGCUUCCCAAAAUUACAGAUUUUGGUUUGGCUAAAUUGUGUUCUAAAGAUCAAAGCGUUGUUUCAGUAACUACUGCAAGAGGAACUUUGGGUUACAUUGCACCAGAAGUAUUUUCUAGAAACUUUGGAAAUAUAUCGUAUAAAGCAGACAUAUAUAGUUAUGGGAUGUUACUAUUAGAAAUGAUUGGAGGAAGAAAGAAUAUAAGUCAGUUGUCUGAGGAAAAUUCUCAAGUUCUAUAUCCAGAAUGGAUUCACAAUCUCUUUGAAGGGAAAGAUAUGCAAGUGAAAAUUGAGGGAGUAGAGAAUGAUAUAAUAUUAAAGAAACUUGCAAUUAUAGGACUUUGGUGCAUUCAGUGGCACGCAAUAAACCGUCCAUCUAUAAAACUUGUGCUUCGAAUGUUAGAGGCUUUAGAUGAAGAAAACUUGGUUGUGCCCCCAAACCCUAUUAACUCAAAUACUAUCAAAGUUGCUGAAAUUCCGACUAAUUACUCAACCUUAGAGUUGGAAUCUAUACAUGAAUGA